CGUGCUCGCGGGGGGGGGGGGGGAGAGGGUGGCCGGUGGUCACAUGACGGGGACGCCGCUGGGCGGAGGGAGCCGGGGCUCGGGGUUUCCGUGCGGGGCACGCAUGCUGAGCGGCGGCGGCGGCAGCGGCGGCGGCGGCAGGGCUGACCAUGAGUUUUCUUGGAGGUUUUUUCGGUCCCAUCUGUGAGAUUGAUGUUGUCCUUAAUGAUGGGGAAUCAAGGAAGAUGGCAGAAAUGAAGACAGAAGAUGGCAAAGUAGAAAAACAUUAUCUCUUCUACGAUGGUGAAUCUGUUUCAGGAAAGGUAAACCUAGCCUUUAAGCAACCUGGAAAGAGGCUAGAACACCAAGGAAUUAGAAUUGAAUUUGUAGGCCAAAUUGAACUCUUCAAUGACAAGAGUAAUACUCAUGAAUUUGUAAACCUAGUGAAAGAAUUGGCCUUACGUGGAGAAUUGACACAAAGCAGAAGUUAUGACUUUGAAUUUAUGCAGGUUGAAAAGCCAUAUGAAUCCUACAUUGGUGCCAAUGUCCGAUUGAGGUAUUUUCUUAAAGUGACAAUAGUAAGACGACUGUCAGACUUGGUAAAAGAGUAUGAUCUUAUUGUUCACCAGCUGGCCACCUACCCAGAUGUUAACAACUCCAUUAAGAUGGAAGUGGGCAUUGAAGACUGUCUACACAUAGAGUUUGAAUAUAAUAAAUCCAAGUAUCACUUAAAGGAUGUUAUUGUUGGAAAAAUUUAUUUCUUACUAGUAAGAAUAAAAAUUCAGCAUAUGGAGUUACAACUGAUAAAGAAAGAGAUCACUGGAAUAGGGCCCAGUACCACGACAGAAACAGAGACCAUUGCCAAGUAUGAAAUAAUGGAUGGUGCACCAGUCAAAGGUGAAUCAAUUCCUAUAAGACUCUUUCUAGCGGGAUAUGACCCAACUCCAACAAUGAGAGAUGUGAACAAGAAAUUCUCAGUACGAUAUUUUUUGAACCUGGUCCUCGUGGAUGAGGAAGAUAGACGGUACUUCAAGCAGCAGGAGAUCUUCUUGUGGAGAAAAGCUCCGGAGAAGUUGAGGAAGCCCAGGACGAACUUUCACCAACGCUUUGAGCCUCCGGAGCCACAGGCAUCAGCUGAGCAGCCUGAAAUGUGAAGGGAGGAAGGAGAGGGGAGAGGGAAGGGGAGGCUCCCGGGCCCAGGGGUCACAGCCUGCACAGGACAAGGCCUGAGACCCUGGCCUUGCCUCUCUCUGACCACACUCACCUAUUUUGCCGCACUACUAACCAUUCUCAAAGGUGUACAUUCAGUUAAAAACAAAGUGCUUUCUCUGAAACACUGAAAACUUUCUCAAGCUGCCGUCUUUUUUUUUUUUUUUAACUUCCUACUUUAAUUUGCUCAAAUGCACUCAGAUAUGCAUAUGCUUAAACAUUAAACAUUUCUACAUGUGUGUAAAAAAUUAAAUAAAAGGAGAAAUGAAUGUAUAGCUGUUCUUUAUUGAUAAAGAGUGAUAUUUUUUUGCUUGGUGGAUUCUAUAAUACUUGAUAGUAGCAUUCAUUCUUAACAAUGUUACAUAUUAAGCCAAAUAUGGAUACAAAGUGCCAACUUAUACUUUUGGAAACUUUUAAAGUCAAUAAAUCAAUAUUGUAAGAAAUAAAAUUUAGUUAUUAUAGCUAUAUAU
This is a messenger RNA of Gracilinanus agilis (Agile Gracile Mouse Opossum), 1658 nucleotides long. RefSeq names its product vacuolar protein sorting-associated protein 26A-like. Bases 150 to 1133 code for a protein of 327 amino acids. Gene Ontology annotation, cellular component: endosome; retromer complex. The record is from RefSeq and is a predicted model, not a curated record. The transcript has a single exon. NCBI's taxonomy places the organism in Eukaryota, Metazoa, Chordata, Mammalia, Didelphimorphia, Didelphidae. Gene Ontology annotation, biological process: intracellular protein transport; retrograde transport, endosome to Golgi.